AUGUCGCACCAAUCGUCCGACCCCCCUUCUCGAUCUUUCAAAGGCAAAGUCGCCAUCGUCACCGGCGCAGGCUGUGCAGGUGACGGCAUCGGUAAUGGUCGCGCCAUCUCCAUCAUGCUUGCAGACGAAGGCUGCAAUGUCGUCUGUCUAGAUCGCGACCUGUCGUGGGCUGCCAAGACGGCCGAGAUGGCCAACUCCAGGGCCGGGCGCGGGAAGGCAUUGGCAGCUCAGGGCGAUGUCACUUCUGCAGCAGACUGCGAAGCUGUGGUCAAGCUUGCCCUGGAAAACUUUGGCAGGCUCGACAUUCUGGUCAACAAUGUGGGCAUUGCAGGCGCGUCUGGGACUGCCGUGGACGUCGACAUGGAACAGUGGACAUCGAGCCUGAACGUCAACGUUUCUAGCAUGGUUCUGAUGGCCAAGUAUGCCGUCCCAGCCAUGGUAGAGAACGAGGGAGAGCAAAAGGGCGCCAUCAUCAACAUGGGCAGUGUUGCAGGACUGAAAGGUGGAACGCCACACCUCCUGUAUCCCACCAGCAAAGGUGCUAUCGUCAAUAUGACGAGGGCCAUGGCAGCGCACCAUGCGAAAGAUGGAAUCAGAGUGAAUUGCGUCUGUCCAGGGAUGCUCUACACGCCCAUGAUGUAUGCAGGAGGUAUGAGUGAGCAAGCGAGAGAAACAAGGAAAGGCAGGAGUUUGCUCGGAACCGAGGGAACUGGAUGGGACGCUGCUGCGGCGACUGUUUUCCUCGCCAGCCCGCACGCGAGGUGGAUUACUGGUGUCAUUCUUCCUGUCGAUGCUGGCACGACAGCAGCUGUAGGAAUUGGCAUGGACAAGAGCGCUAGCGUCAACGCAUAA
Verticillium alfalfae VaMs.102 is the source of this 852-nucleotide messenger RNA. Its product is annotated as 2-(S)-hydroxypropyl-CoM dehydrogenase. The record is from RefSeq and is a predicted model, not a curated record. The transcript has 2 exons. NCBI's taxonomy places the organism in Eukaryota, Fungi, Ascomycota, Sordariomycetes, Glomerellales, Plectosphaerellaceae. The coding region runs from base 1 to 852 and encodes 283 amino acids. Gene Ontology annotation, molecular function: oxidoreductase activity, acting on the CH-OH group of donors, NAD or NADP as acceptor.